Messenger RNA from Alternaria arborescens, 249 nucleotides. RefSeq lists its product as hypothetical. The record is from RefSeq and is a predicted model, not a curated record. NCBI's taxonomy places the organism in Eukaryota, Fungi, Ascomycota, Dothideomycetes, Pleosporales, Pleosporaceae. Bases 1 to 249 code for a protein of 82 amino acids. The transcript has a single exon.
AUGAGGGGCGGAUGGACGUCGAGCGAACUCAUCCGGUCAUCCCGAGGAAUGGCACAAGGUAACGGUUCGCGAAAGUACAACCCUUUCCUGGCCAGCAAGGCGAUGAAGUUGAAGUUGUCUGGUCAGGUGAGUAGGGAAAUUAGCGAGAGGAGACAGGUGGGCGAUGCGGCGGAUAUGUUUGCCGAUAAGGCGAGUAGCGAUGGGGAGAAGCCUUGGUGGAGGAAUGUAGGUAUGGAAGAAGGCAUGUGA